CCUAACAUAGGUUUUGUAGUAGAGUGCAGAACUACCGAGCGGCGUGGUGAGUCUAAACAUGGAGAACAAUAAUAAUGUUGGGUCUCUCCAGGAACAAGCCUUGAAGAGAAAAGAGAGAUUAAAAGCGUUGAGGGACAAACAGCUUCAUGGGCGAGAACAGGGAGAUGGCGAGCCAGAGCAUAAACGAGCUAAUUUGGAAGAGGAGACUCCAGAGCAUAGACACAGGGAUUUGAAGCUGAGAAAUUACACGCCAGAGGAUGAUGAGUUAAAGGAGAGGCAGAUCCCCAAAGCCAAACCUGCAUCAGUGGAGGAUAAAGUCAAGGACCAGUUAAAGGCAGCCAAUCCUGAGCCCAUCAUUGAAGAAGUGGAUUUGGCUAAUCUGGCCCCAAGGAAACCAGACUGGGAUCUCAAGCGGGAUGUAGCAAAGAAACUGGAGAAGUUGGCGAGGAGAACACAAAGGGCCAUUGCUGAACUUAUCCGUGAUCGUUUGGGAGUCAAUGAGGAGCAGCUGACUGGAGUGGCGGGAGAGGUACAAGCAGAACACGAAGACGGAGACUGAUUUGGAGUUGAAAGAAAAGAAAAAGCCACUUUGAGAAUGUGGGGUGUCUAAUUUUGGGAACAUAUUGUUAUAGGCGUGUGAUUGCAGGCAUUGUGGGUUUUUUUUGUAUCGUUUGCUACAAUCUACCGUAUAUAUAUAGUUGAAACAAAAACAACCAUGAUAACCUUUCAUCUUUGUUGUCAUAUGAUGUUUUAAAUAAAAGUAAUGUACAUCUUUUGUUUUUUAAA
This is a messenger RNA of Corythoichthys intestinalis (scribbled pipefish), 786 nucleotides long. It is a transcript of the gene ccdc12, whose product is annotated as coiled-coil domain containing 12. Gene Ontology annotation, cellular component: post-mRNA release spliceosomal complex; U2-type spliceosomal complex. The transcript has 7 exons. The record is from RefSeq and is a predicted model, not a curated record. The coding region runs from base 59 to 559 and encodes 166 amino acids. NCBI's taxonomy places the organism in Eukaryota, Metazoa, Chordata, Actinopteri, Syngnathiformes, Syngnathidae.